AUGGCUCAGGAUACGCAGACACCGCAGCAGGACCUGCUGGUCAGCGCCUCGCUGCUGUGGAAGAUCGACAAGCUCCGCGAGCGAAACAUCGGCACGCUCGUCCCGCUUCCCCAGCUCGUGGUCGUAGGCGAUCAGAGCUCGGGCAAGUCGUCGCUGCUGGAGAGCCUGACGGGGAUUCCGUUCCCGCGCGGCGUGGAGCUCUGCACGCGCUAUGCGACCCAGAUCACGCAGCGCCGCGACGACGUGUCCCGCGUCGAGGUCAGCAUCAUCCCGAGGCCCAACGCCACCGAGGCGCACAAGAAGCACGUCGGAGAAUAUCGCUGCAGCGCCCUGUCCCUCGAGGACUUCCGCACCGAGUUCCCUGCGAUAUUGAAGGAGGUCGAUAAGCGGAUGGGCAUCCGGAUGACGAAGAACCAACCGUCCAGGGCCGGCGUGGAUUCCGGGUACGGAUCUGACGACUUGGUCUCUGACGGCAGCACAUCAUCAUCGGAUGGCGAUUCGAAGCCCGGAAAAAUGCCAGCGACGACAACAGAUAAUCUCGCGCAGGGAGGCCGCGUUUUCAGCGAAGACGUGCUCAAGAUCGAGAUCUUUGGCCCGUCGGUCGACUACCUGACCGUGAUUGACGUGCCCGGCAUUUUCCGCACGCCCACCGAGGGUUUCACAACCAAGGAGGACAUGGCCAUGGUCCGGGACAUGGUGAGAUCGUACAUCCGGGACAGCCGCACCGUCAUCCUGGCCGUGCUGCCCUGCAACAUCGACAUCUCGAACCAGGAGAUCCUGACGCUUGCCGACGAGUACGACAAGGACGGGGAGCGGACGCUGGGCAUCUUGACGAAACCCGACCUGGUGCCGGAGAUGAGCAUGCGCAGGUCGGUGUGCGACAUCAUCCACGGGAACAAGAAGCCGCUUCGGCUGGGCUACUACCUCGUCAGGAGCCGCGGCGCAGACAUGAGCGAUGCCGAGUUCAUGAGCCGGGAGACGGAAUUCAAGAAGGAGCCCUGGAGCAGCCUGCCCCUGAACAGGGUCGGGGUGCGAGCGCUGAAAGCAUGCCUCGCCGACCUCCUGGGCCACAUGGCGCACCGAGAGUUCCCGAAACUGCGGAGGGACAUUGGGAACAAGCUCCAUGCCAUGGAAACGGAACGGAAGCAGCUCGGCCCGUCUCGGAAGGAUGCGAACGAGCAGCGACAGUACCUGAGCAGCAUGGCCCGAGAAUUCCAGGAGCUGACGAGAGCCGGGCUCGAGGCCCAGUACGCCGGUAACGGGGCGUUCGAGCACCUGAUCCAGCUCCGUCUCAUAACGCAGAUCGUCAAUCUCGCCGACGCCUUCAACAGGGAGUUCCGCCACAAAUCAGUCCUCCGCCGAUUCGAAAAGAAUAAGGGCGAGCGCGAGCGCGAGCUGUGGAGUGCCAACGGGGAUGAGAAGAAGAUCCGGGAAUCCGCCCAGGAUAUCGACCCGGAUGACUUCCCCGAGCUGGAGAACAUCAUCAGCCACGAGUUUGACGUCGACGACCCAGCGGACGGCAUCACCAGCUGGAUCAGCGACCUGUAUUCGCGCUCCCGCGGCAUGGACCUCGUCACGUACAGCAGUGCGGUGUGGUCGAGCGCCUGGAAAGAGCAGUCGGGCAAGUGGCCGAGCAUGAGCAAGGCGUUUGUGAGCCGCGUCAUCGUGGCCAUCCAUCGCUUCAUCAAGGCCACUCUUGCGGUGGUCUGCGCGGAUUCACACGUCCACGCGCAGCUGUGGUCGGCCAUACUCGACGAGGUGCUGCGACGGUACGAGGUGGGCAUGAGUGCGGCCGAGUUCCUCGUGGCUUCCGAGCGAGACACCAGGCCGUAUACGCUCAACUCCUACUUCAACGAGUCUCGGCAGGAGGCCCGCGGCAUGCGGGUCGUCGACGAGGUGAAGGCCACGCGCGAGCAUGAAAAGGGCGUGUUCCCCGACCCCAGGGUGUCACUCGACAACGUUCGCAAGGCCAUCGAGGCGAAAUCGGACAUCGAAGACGUCGUUGAGCAGAUGCAUGACGACCUCAAGGCAUACUACGACAUCGCUCGAGACCGAUUUGUCGACAACAUGCUGAACCAGGCGGUCAACUACCACCUCCUCUUCGGACCGUCCACGCCGCUCAGGGUGUUCAGCCAGGAGUGGGUGAUCGGGCUGAAACCGGACCAGCUGCAGGGCAUUGCCGGCGAGUCACCCAGAAUUAGGGAGGAGCGCGAGAGACUCAACCGAUCGAUUGAUGACCUGAUAGCCGCAAAGGAGAUCUUGCGCCAGUAA
Messenger RNA from Chaetomium strumarium, 2271 nucleotides. Its product is annotated as P-loop containing nucleoside triphosphate hydrolase protein. Bases 1 to 2271 code for a protein of 756 amino acids. The record is from RefSeq and is a predicted model, not a curated record. Gene Ontology annotation, molecular function: GTPase activity; GTP binding; microtubule binding. Gene Ontology annotation, cellular component: membrane; microtubule; cytoplasm. Lineage: Eukaryota; Fungi; Ascomycota; Sordariomycetes; Sordariales; Chaetomiaceae. The transcript is spliced from 3 exons.